GCUCAAUUACCUCCUACAGCCAAUGGUAGAGACGAGGGCCGAACCUAGACCUGAAGAGCGCAGGAUCACACCGAUCAAAUAUAUCAGUAAGUAUUUGACAGGUAGUUGAGGUUAGUCGUGGAAUACAAGCAAGUCAAAACGCAAAAUCGAUACGACGAUAAAAAUUAAGAUCGUGUUGGAGUGAGAGAGAGAGGGAGGGAGAGAGAUGAUCGCAAACGGAGUGGAAGACGAAGAGAAAUGGUUGGCGGCAGGAAUUGCUGGCCUUCAACAGAACGCCUUCUACAUGCAUCGCGCUCUGGACUCGAACAAUAUCAGAGACGUAUUGAAGUAUUCAGCACAGAUGCUCUCAGAACUGCGGACUUCGAAGCUCUCCCCUCACAAGUACUAUGAACUUUACAUGCGAUCAUUUGAUGAAUUGAGGAAGCUGGAGAUGUUUUUUAAGGAAGAGACGCGUCGUGGUUGCUCGAUUAUUGAUUUGUAUGAACUCGUGCAGCACGCUGGCAACAUAUUGCCAAGAUUGUAUCUCCUCUGUACUGUAGGAUCUGUGUACAUAAAAUCUAACGAAGCUCCUGCAAAGGAUGUCCUUAAGGAUCUUGUGGAAAUGUGUCGUGGAAUUCAAAAUCCUGUACGGGGGCUCUUCUUAAGAAGUUAUCUUUCUCAAGUCAGCAGGGAUAAAUUGCUUGACCUUGGUUUUGAGUAUGAAAGGGAUGCUGACACAGUUAUGGAUGCUGUGGAGUUCAUACUGCAAAAUUUCACUGAAAUGAAUAAGCUGUGGGUGCGCAUGCAACAUCAGGGACCUGCCCGGGAAAAGGAGAAGCGGGAGAAAGAAAGGAGCGAACUACGUGACCUUGUUGGGAAGAAUUUGCAUGUCCUUAGUCAGAUAGAAGGUGUUGACCUUGACAUGUACAAAGAUACUGUGCUUCCCAGAGUCCUUGAACAGGUUGUCAAUUGUAAAGAUGAACUUGCGCAGUUUUAUUUGAUGGAUUGUGUUAUUCAAGUCUUCCCGGAUGAGUAUCACUUGCAAACACUUGAAGUCUUGUUGGGUGCUUGCCCCCAGCUUCAGCCAUCUGUUGAUAUCAAGACAGUGCUCUCUAGAUUGAUGGAGAGGCUCUCAAAUUAUGCAGCUUCAAGUCCAGAAGUUUUACCUGAGUUCUUGCAAGUUGAAGCUUUUUCAAAAUUGAACAAUGCCAUAGGGAAGGUCAUAGAAGCACAGAUUGAUAUGCCUAUUUUUGGAGCUGUGACUUUAUAUUCAUCUCUCCUUACAUUUACACUUCAUGUUCAUCCUGAUCGUCUGGAUUAUGCAGAUCAAGUGUUGGGAGCAUGUGUUAAGAGAUUAUCAAGCAAAGGAAAGCUUGACGACAGCAGAGCCACAAAACAACUUGUAGCACUCUUAAGUGCUCCAUUGGAGAAAUAUAAUGAUGUUGUCACUGCAUUGAAGCUUUCAAACUAUCCCCAGGUCAUGAAAUACCUUGACAGUGAGACAAAUAAAGUUAUGGCAUCUGUCAUAAUUCAAAGUAUUAUGAAAAACAACACAUACAUUUCUACAGUUGACAAGGUUGAGGCAUUAUUUGAAUUAAUCACAGGGCUUAUCAAGGAUUUGGAUGGAAUGCUUGAAGAGGUUGAUGAAGAUGAUUUCAAAGAGGAGCAGAAUUCUGUUGCACGUCUUAUUCAGAUGCUGGAUAAUGAUGAUCCGGAGGAAAUGUACAAGAUCAUGUGUACAGUAAGGAAGUGGAUCAUGACUGGAGGGCCAAGGCGUUUACCCUUCACUGUUCCUCCUCUUGUCUUUUCUUCUCUUAAGUUGGUUAGGACACUGCAAGGCCAAGAUGAAAAUCCGUUUGGAGAUGAAUCAUCAACUACACCAAAGAAAAUUUUUCAGCUUUUAAAUCAGACGAUUGAGGUUCUAUCAACUGUCCCAGCACCUGAAUUGGCAUUACGGCUGUACUUACAGUGUGCGGAGGCUGCCAAUGACUCUGAUUUAGAACCUGUUGCUUAUGAAUUUUUCACCCAAGCAUAUAUUCUGUAUGAAGAAGAAGUAUCAGAUUCCAAGGCGCAGGUUACUGCAUUGCAUUUAAUCAUAGGGACUCUACAAAGGAUGCAUGUGUUUGGUGUUGAGAAUAGGGAUACGUUAACACACAAAGCCACAGGGUAUUCUGCUAAGCUUUUAAAGAAGCCUGAUCAGUGCAGAGCUGUUUAUGGGUGUGCGCAUCUCUUCUGGGUUGAUGAUCAAGAUAACAUGAAAGAUGGAGAGAGGGUUCUAAUUUGUCUAAAGCGUGCUCUAAGAAUUGCAAAUGCUGCUCAACAAAUGUCCAAUGCUGCACGAGGUAGCACUGGAUCAGCUACACUCUUUGUUGAGAUCUUAAACAAGUAUCUUUAUUUCUUUGAGAGGGGAAACCCACAGAUAAAUGCUGCUGCAAUUCAGAGCCUGAUUGAACUGAUCACGACUGAGAUGCAAAGCAACUCCAGUACACCAGACCCUGCUGCUGAUGCUUUCUUUGCCAGCACAGUGCGAUACAUUCAGUUUCAGAAACAGAAAGGGGGAGCGAUCGGUGAAAGGUAUGAGCCCAUCAAGGCAUAAUGGUUUGAUUCAAAUAUGAUUGAUGUCGUCGACUAGUUGUGUUGACAGGAGUUUAUGUGAUGUGCUUGUGUUGUUGGUUAAGUGGUUUUUUGAUCCAUGUCAAUACCAGUCCAGAGUAAUGUUGAAACCCUGUCUGCUUGUUUGUUGGGUUAGUACUGAAUCAUUUGCCACAUGUUUAUUGAUGAUUUAGGAAAUUUAAUUGUGAGCACAAAAGUUGCAACGGUGCCUAUUAUUUUAUUGAGGUUUUUUAUGAUAA
Manihot esculenta (cassava) is the source of this 2831-nucleotide messenger RNA. RefSeq names its product vacuolar protein sorting-associated protein 35A. The record is from RefSeq and is a predicted model, not a curated record. Gene Ontology annotation, cellular component: late endosome; retromer, cargo-selective complex; retromer complex. The transcript has 21 exons. Bases 206 to 2575 code for a protein of 789 amino acids. NCBI's taxonomy places the organism in Eukaryota, Viridiplantae, Streptophyta, Magnoliopsida, Malpighiales, Euphorbiaceae. Gene Ontology annotation, biological process: retrograde transport, endosome to Golgi; intracellular protein transport.